CUUGACGUUCCGUGCAUUUGGGCAUAAAGUUGAAAUUAAAUUAACUUGAUGGUAGUCCGAUUAUAAAAAAUCAUGAAUUUUGCUCUCUAUCUUUAUUAAAUAUUGCUUUUAUUUAAAAAAAAUUUUUCUGGUCGCCUUCGUAGUUUCAACAAUAUUCUUUUUACUAUUGAUAAUCUCGCGGUGAUUGUGUGUGUGUGUGCGCGAACGUGCCUCCUAGAAAUCUUAUAAACAAUUAUUGCUAACAUGGAUGAUGAUUUUAGUUCAGUUGAAGGGGAUCCAGAAGAUAACUUUGAGGAUGAUGUAGAUUUCGAUAAUGAUGUAGACGGACCAAAAGAUUUUCCACAUCAACGAGGUCGUGGAGGUAGAGGCUUUGGGAAAGGACCACCACGAAAUUGGAAUGGUCCUCCCAGGGGAGGAGGUGAUCAUAGGUUCCGAGGAAGGGGGUUCGGACCAGGGGGUCCUCCACCACCUUUUUCAAGAGGUAGAGGUGGAGGUCCUAUGUUUAGAGGUCCUCCACCAAGAGGUGGACCUCAUGGUAACUUCAAUGGACCACCAAAUUUUUCUGGACCAAAUUGGAAUGGUCCACCUUCCGGACCACCACCUUUGAUGAAUUUUAAUAAUACAUCAGGAGGAAAUUUACCACCAUCUGGCAGCACCCCAAGUGGACCUAGUGGUCCUGGUAAUAUGAGAGGACCACCUGGAGGGCCAAGUGGACCCCCAGGAGUGUCAGGUCAAGUGAAACUAAAUGAUCAUGAUAUGUCAGGAGUGCCUAGUGACUCACCUAAUAUUAACAGUGGACCUACUUCAAAUCAAAUAAGUGGUGGUCCACCUGCAUCAAAUACUGUUGCACCAAUGCAGGUAGAUCCAAUGAAUGAAAUUUGGGUGGAAACAAAAACUGCAGAAGGAAAAUCUUAUUAUUAUAAUGCCCGUACUAGAGAAACCACUUGGACAAAACCAGAAGGACCCAAUCUAAAGGUUAUAUCGCAGGAUCAAGUAGAGGCUAUGGCACAGGCUGCUACAGUUGCUGUACCACAGAAUACAUCUACAGCUGCCCAAGCAGCCUUAGCACAAGCUAAUAUAUCUAAUAAACCAGAAGGUUCUGACGAUAAUAAACAAGACGCUAUUAAAUCCGUGACUUCACAAAUACCCCCACCACAUACAUUGCUAGGUCCUCCACCAGGAUUUGCACCUUUUGGACCACCAACCAGUCAGUUCCCGCCAUUUGGUCUUCCUCCUCCAGGUAUUCCUGGAGCUUGGCCUGGUGCUCCUGGGCAAGCUGGAUGGCCAGUACCACCUGGAGGACCAUGGCCUAUACCACCAAUGUUUCCAGCAGGAGUAUCUGGUGCCAUGGCUGCUAUAGAUGAGGCAGCUGUUAUGUCUAAAAUUGAUCCAGAAAUUAUAGCCAAAGCUUCUGAAUGGACAGAGCACAAAGCGCCUGACGGAAGAUUUUACUACUACAAUGCUAAAAAAGCUGAAUCGGUUUGGGAAAAACCUCAACCUCUGAAGGAUUUAGAAACUGCAAAACUUGCUGCUGCUCAAGGUAUCUCCACAAAACCAACUGCAGAUUCUUCAGGAACAGAUACAGGUAAGACUCAACUAGCUUCUACGAAUGGUGAGAUGUCUAAGGAAGAGCAGGAGAAGGAGAGCGAGGAGAAGAUUAAAAAACUUCAGGAGGAGAUCAAGAAGAAGAAGGAGGAGGAGGAAAAAGCCAAGGAGGCAAAGGCAGCAGAUAAAUCGAGACCUAUAUCCAGUACUCCUGUACCAGGAACACCUUGGUGUGUCGUAUGGACUGGGGAUGGUAGAGUGUUUUUCUACAACCCCUCGUCGAGAACAUCCGUUUGGGAACGGCCAGAGGAGUUACUGAAGAGAUCUGAUGUAGAUAAGAUGGUAGCCAACCCUCCCGACUCCCUUGCUACUUCUAGUAAACCUGAUGUAACUAAAUCCCCUGCCAAAAAACGUGCAACUGAUGAAAGUGAAAGUGAAGAAGAAACUCCGUCGAAAAAACCUAAAUUGGAAGAAGUUAGUGUUGUAUCGACAAGUAGUAAUGGUGUAACUCCUGCCAAAAAAAUUGAUAUUGGUAAAGAAGCCGCUAUUGAAGCAGAGGUGCGUGCUGCGAAAGAAAGGGCAGUCAUUCCUUUAGAUACCAGAAUUAAACUAUUUAAGGAAAUGUUAACUGAAAAACAAGUUUCAGCAUUCAGCACUUGGGAAAAGGAGCUGCAUAAAAUUGUCUUCGAUCAUCGCUAUUUACUUUUGACGUCUAAAGAAAGGAAACAAGUAUUUGAAAAAUAUGUUAAAGAAAGAGCAGAGGAGGAAAGGAGGGAAAAAAGGAACAAAUUAAGAGAGAAGAAAGAAUCUUUCCGAAAAUUAUUGACUGAAUCAAAUCUAACUGGCAAGUCCUCAUUUAGCGAUUUUGCUCAAAAAUACGCUAAAGAUGAACGUUUCAAAGGUGUGGAGAAAAUGCGCGAACGUGAAAGUUUAUUCAAUGAAUAUUUGAUAGAAGUAAGAAAACGGGAGAAGGAAGAGAAAAAUCAACGUCGCGAACAGAUCAGGAAAGACUUCAUAGCUAUGCUGAGAGAGCAUCCAGAUAUCGACAGACAUUCCCAUUGGUCGGAUGUUAAGAGAAAGGUAGACAGUGAUUCCAGAUACAAAGCUGUCGAUUCACAUGGCUUAAGGGAAGAUUGGUUCAGGGAAUAUUGUAAAAUAUUGAAGGAAGAAAAGAAGAGAGCUAAAGAAAAAGAUCGCGAACACAAAAGGGAAAAAGAAAAGCAUAAAAAGAAGGAUAAAGAUAAGGAUAAGGAAAGAGAAAAGAAAUCUAAAGACAAAGAUAAAGAAAAGGAAAAAGAAAAGGAAGAACCUAAAGUAGAACAAGAUACUGACGUUUCUAUCAAAGAAGAAGAGGAAAUCGAAAAAGAAGAAAACGAAGAAGGGGAAACUCAAGAUCAGAAAGACCGACAAGCCAGAGCAGAAGCUAGUCUUCGUGAAAGAGAAAAGGAAGUUCAACGUACUUUGGCAACUCAUAUGAGAGACAGAGAUAAAGAACGGGAACAACAUAAACGAGAUGAGGCUAUUCAGCACUUCAAUGCUCUAUUGGCUGAUUUAGUUCGAAAUUCAGAUUUGAGUUGGAGGGAAGUGAAAAGGAUUUUGAGAAAGGAUCACAGAUGGGAUUUAGCUGACACUUUAUCACGUGAAGAUAAGGAAAAGUUAUUUAACGAUCACGUAGAGCAAUUGGUUAAAAGAAAACGUCAAAACUUCCGCGAAUUAUUGGAUGAAACAACAGAAGUCACUUUGGUAAGCUCCUGGAAGGAAAUUAAGAAAAUAAUAAAGGAUGAUCCUAGAUAUACGAAAUUUACAUCUAGUGAAAGGUGCGAGCGAGAAUUCAAGGAUUAUCUUAAAGACAAAUUGAUUUUAGCGAAAGGACAAUUCAAAGAACUUUUGCAUGAGACAAAGUUAAUAACUCAUAAAUCUUUACAAACAUUACGUGAAAAUCAAACUCACAUGCAGGAAAUUGAAGAUAUUUUGAAGAACGACAAGAGAUAUUUAGUGUUGGAUCACAUUCCUGAAGAAAGAACUCAAUUGAUACUGAACUAUUUAGAGGAAUUGGACAGAAGAGGACCACCGCCUCCACCUACUGCCAGCGAACCUAACCGGAGAAGUGUUAAAUAAAUAUUGUACUGUUAUUAAAUUGCUAUUUUUAAGAAAAAUAACAUGCUUAGUAGAAAAAAAAGUUUUUUGUAUACUUUAUUAGUGAUAGAUAAUAAUUUUUUUUUAAAUAAUUUAAUUUACCUGUUCUUAUUAGCAACAAGAUUUCAUAUUUUUUGAAUAUGUGUAGUUAACAUAAUUUUCUAAUUGCAUAGCACUAAGGGGGUAUCCAUUAAUUACGUGAGCAAUUUUUCAAAUCAGUUUAGACUCCCCUCCUUAGGUGAGAUUUAGUGAGAUUUGCUGAACCCUCUUCUCUUACGUGAGAUUGAUGCCAAUAUUAUUUUAAACUAAUUUCUUUUAUUAUUCGGGGAAAUAAUGAACCGUUCAGGUGUACUAUAGUAAAUAUAUUUGAAAUAAAUGAAAUUCGAAGUAAAAACAAAACUAUUUCAAAAUAUUUGCUCAAUCCAUGGAGAGUCAUGUACUUUUUUGAUUGAAAUAAUUAGACACAUGUCAUCUGGGAGUUCUGGUAGUGCUGGAAAACAGUCACGGGAAAUGUUUACGUUUUCUUCGUGUAUCCAUUCCAAUUUUUCAUCCACAACGCACUAUGUUUGACUACACGUAUUGGUUGAAUCCCGACUACAGUUUCUCAUCUAACCGCAUGAAGAGCUGAUCUGUGAUUCUGCAACUUUACACACGAAACGAAAUAAAUGCCACAUGUCUUACAAUAUCCACUAUGAAUAUUUUUAUCAUUUUAUCAUAUUACUCACAAACUGGAUUAUUUUAAUAGCCAUGAUAUUUAUUUUAACUGGCAAAAUGAAUUUUUAGAAUAAUUUUUUUAAUAUCUGUAAUCUUUUUUUGUUUUUGAAGAUUUUGAGAUUUUCGAUUAUCCCCCUUUGGUUUAAAUGGGAUUUGGUGAGAUUCCUUUGAACCCCCCAUUCUGAGUUCACGUAAUAACGGAUGCUCCCUAAUUAAUUAUUUCUCGGUAUGGAAAACAUUCCAUUUUGUAAGAGGUAAAAGAAUGCAUGUAUUUUCAUCAAAUUUAACUAUUAUAAUGAUAAAUUAUUAACGUUUGAGGUUUGAUUUAUCUAAAUGCAGAACACUAACUUGUGGCAUUAUCUCUUGCGACAUGAAAUUUUGCUAUAUAACUGUUUUUUUUUAAAAAAAGUCCCAAUUAUGUUUUCAAAAACAAAUUUAUGAUAAUUAUGUCGUAGAAGGACAUUACUGUACGCCAGACUGUUUAUAAUUAUCAGUUUCAUUAUAUAAAUAAUCAUUAUGUAAUGAAUAAGCUCCAGCCACUCUAAUUUAUACAUAUUAUUAUCAAAUUUAAUGUUUUUCAACAUUGAGUACGACAUAGUUGACAAAAUAUUUCCAAACAAUGUUUUAUGUAGACAAACCUUUAAAUUUUUAAGGUAUUCAAAGUUGUUUAAUUACUCUGUUUUUAUACUUCUAAAUGUUCUUGUUUUUAGGUGUCUUCUGAUUUAAAAUUAGUUUCUUUUGUAAUAUCUUGAAGACGGAUGAAAAUAUUUUGAUAAAGACUAAAAAAAGUCAAAACGUCAAAUUUUUAUUUUUUUUUUGAAAAAAUUAUAACAGAAACUAAUUUUAAAUUAUAAGAGACCUAAAAUCAAGAACAUUUUAAGGUUAAGAAAUUAUAAAAAUUUCUGCUACUUUAGAUAUUCAUGUUUAAAAUUUUAUUGUAUUGACUUCUUUAUAUCACAAAUCCUUUACUGCCCUUCCUAUGGAUUGUAGGGCGAAGUCGUCAAAAAUUUGCUACAUUGAAAUGUAUUUUUUUGUAUAAAACUAUUGACAUAAUUGAAAAUAUUCACUUUCAAUUCAAAUUUCUCAAUAGACGAGAAAAUAAAUAUAAAAAAUAUCUCUUAGUUGAGCGUUUAUUUUGUCCAUUUAUAUAAUGAAUCAUUAUUUAAAUGAUAUUUGAUAUUAUUUUACUAGAAAUUAUUGGGUUGGCGACAAAAUAGCUUCGGUUUUGUAGUAUAAAAUAAAACAAAGAAUAGUUUUCAAUCAAUUAUAUAUUUUAAUUUUGCUCAAUGGCCUUUUCCCAUUUUUCUUUAAAGGUUCACGAUUCUUCGCUCUUAAAAUUUCUGGUCAUUACAUUCAAAGAAUCUGAAAAUUUCGAAAUAAAUAGUAAUCAGAUAGUGCGAGAUGAGGGCUGCAUGGGGAUGUUGCAUCACUUCCCAGCCAAGCUCCAAUAGUUUCCACGAGUUGCGAAAUAUGUGUGAGGCCUUGCAUUUUAAUAGUGGAACAUUAAACUUUUCCGAUUUGAUAUUUCUAUCCGUUUUUCUUUGAUUGCUUCAUUAAUUGUUGACAGUAACGCAUCAGAUUUGAUCGUUUGGUUCCUUGGAAGCAGCUCAAAAACACAACACCCUUUUAAUCUCACCAAACUAUAAGCACGAGCUUUUUUUGUUGUUUUUUAUCGUUUGAUGUGGUUUAUGCUGGUUCAUCGUGUUUGCUCCAUGAUAUUUUUCGAACUAUGUUACUGUACAGAAUCCAUGUGAUGAUUCUUUUCAAGAAAGGUUUCUUUGUGUUGAAUGAAUUUCUUUCAAUUCGUAAGAGAUUCGAAUAUCAAGCGUCCUAACUAACCUAAGAUAUUUUAAGUGUUUUUCAAUUAUUGUGUGCGAUACAUAAAGCCUCUUUGCAACCUUUCGGAUAGUUAUAUCCUCUUCAAUUAUGUCUUUCAUUUGGCCGACCAGAACGUUGUUCAUCUUUGAAAGGAAAAUCUCCAGAAUGGAAUUUUCUACACCAAUUCUGAGACGUGCGCUCUGUUAAGCAAUCAGCAAUAUAAACUUGACAUAUUUCUUUGUAAGCCGCGGCAGUUUUCUUUCCUUUACGGAAAUAAAAAAGUAAAAUAUGCCGAAAAUCAUCGUUUCUGCACUCCAUUUAAAAUUAACCCACAACUAAUAGCUUUAAUAAAAAUCAUGCACUACUUGCUUCUAAAGUUAUGUCAAUGUGAUCAAUAUCACGUGACAAAGGGCAAAGUACAGCACUAACAUAAGUUAUUCAACCUUAUCCCAACCUUAUAUGUAUACAAAAACAUUUAUUUUAUGAUGAAUAUUUGAAUAAUAUGUAAAAAUAUAGAGGGUGUUUCUAAAUUCAUGCGUCAAAAUUCUUGAGGUGGUUGCUCGUAUAAAAUUGAAAUGGGUCUUACCUAUAACAACAUUUCCUCAGCCGAGCCCUUUCCGAAAUGUCACCCUUAACCUUUUCACUGCUUUAUGAGAGGAACCGACUAGGCUGUGUGUGCUGUUCUCUCCCACCUAAACUUAUCUCUUGUCAGAAUUUUUGUUGUGUUAGGUUUUCAUUCAAAUAGUCUUUGUUUUACUGACAUUUCGCAUGCACUACUAUAUAAAACACACCUACCCCUUUUGAAAAGUCAUUAUUUUAGCCUCUUUCAAAUAUACAAAAAAAGAUGCGAAAGAACAGAAAUUAAAAAUAAAUGGGAAAGAAAAAAGAAAGGACGAAAAGCUAAGACUGAAAAAAGCAACCCAAGAAAAAAAAUCCAUACUUCUUGCAGUGAUGACUCAUAUAAGAGCUAUGAAGAUGUUUCUUACAUGGAGUCAGAUUAUUCCUGUAGUAAUGAUGAUAAGUAUGAUUCGAAGGAAGUUCAAAGUGUGAACAAGGAAGAUAUAAAGGAGGGUGAUUUAGUGUUAUCGUUCAAGAGAAAGUUAAUGAUGGGAUUAUUGUAAUGGAACUUAACUACUAAAUAAAGCUCUGCGUUAAAUUUGGAAGAAUUUUUUUCGAAAUUAUAUUUUUAAAGGAAUAUCCUUACUAAAGUUUCUGCCACUCUAACCUUAUUUUAAAUAAUUUUAUUUAGCGUAAAUUCGAUGAAACAAUAUUAUGGAUCAAGUUUAUUAUAAAUGUACAAAAUUUCAUAAAAGAAAAUGUUAUAACCGAUUGCGACUUUUAGUGAGGUUUUCCAAAACUAUUGAAGAGUUGACUUCGUAAAGAAAUUCAUUAGAACACGUUUAUGGGAAAAUUUUUGCAGAAGCUGAAUGUUGAAAAUCUUGUGCUCGAUUUUAGGGAUGGUGCGCAUCACGGAACCUUCGUCUAGACCACAGAUAUCAAAAACAAUUUUGCAGAGGGCCAUAUAUUAAAUUUUGAAUUCGUAGAUGGGCCAGGUUGAAAAUAAAAAAAAAAUGAACUGAAUUUAUAAAACAUUCGUAGAGGAAGCGAAUGAAAUCUAAAAGCUCUAAAAAACAUUCUUCUUUUUGUGACACAUUGCGAUCGCGGGCCUUAUUGAUACAGCCCAGGGGCCAGAAGCGGGCCGAAUCUUUGACAUGGUUGAUCUAGACCUACUAGGGCGUAGCACCUCGGAAAAACCUUUCCGGCUCGACUAUAGAAGGGUGCCUUCGCAAAUGUCUAGCUACGGGUAUUUUUUCAAUAUUCCUGUUACAUUAUACGGGGGUGAAAUUAACAACUAUUACUUUUAAGCAUUUACUAUGAUUAGUAAUACAUUUUACAUCUUUAUUAUUUUCCACUCAAUUUAUGAAAAAAAAAAGAUUACGGUGUUUAUUUUUUAUAUCUGCUUUGGUUUUGGGAAAAAUAUUUGGAUAACAAAUAUUUUUAUUUCUUCAAACUUCUUGAAAAAACGUUUUGAUAAGAAAUAAAGUAAGGGUUGCAAAUUUCACCCCCAUAUAAUGUAACAGUAAUAUUAGAAAAAUACCUGUAGUUAGUCAUUUGGCGAGUGCACUAAAUUUACAGAAGUUUCUAGCUCAACUGAAAUUUUAGAAAGAAAAAAAGAUAAAACUCAAUUUUAGUCUCCACUCUUUAAGGGUGGACUGAGGAAAUUUUGUUAUAGGGAAGACUUACCUCCCAAAUUUUGUGGCAUGAAUUAAGAAACAAAUCUGUACAAUAAUGUUAAAAUGUAUAUUUUCGAUUCAACAUAAUAAAUAUGGUUUUUAUAUGGUAUCUACUUUAUAUUCCAUAAAUAUCAACGUUCUAUAUGAAAUUUAUAUAAAAUAAAACUAAAAAAUUAUAUUAAAUAACCAUUUUUAGUAUCUAUAGUUUAGUUAUUAUAUACAGUUGGUUAGUUUUAUGCACUUUGAGUCAUUUGUAAUAUAGUCAGCGUUCAUAUAUAUUAAAAAUUUGAAAUUGAAAA
Diorhabda carinulata is the source of this 8746-nucleotide messenger RNA. RefSeq names its product transcription elongation regulator 1. NCBI's taxonomy places the organism in Eukaryota, Metazoa, Arthropoda, Insecta, Coleoptera, Chrysomelidae. Gene Ontology annotation, molecular function: transcription coregulator activity; RNA polymerase binding. The record is from RefSeq and is a predicted model, not a curated record. Bases 244 to 3663 code for a protein of 1139 amino acids. Gene Ontology annotation, cellular component: nucleus. The transcript has 14 exons.